CCCGCAACUUUUAAAAAGUCUUCUUGGCAAAUGUCGCACUCCUGCCGAAAAAGGAACCCAGGAAUCCUGGUCAACAAGACACUCUCGGUUGUUGUUGGUUUUUUAAGUGUCACAAAGUCCGGGGACGAAGGUGGCAGAAGGCCAAAGGAAAACAUCUGGAGAAGCCUGGGAGGACCUAGCGGGCAAAAGCCAGGACUCCUGGGUUUCACUAACGCAGCUGAAGCCCCUCUGGAAUUCGCCCCAUGCCUCUCUCAUUAAACAGGUGGAUUUGGCUGUGCUGUGCCCUGUCUGGCACUCUUCUCCAACCAGGUACGAACCAUACCUGUGUUUUCCCAAAGGAUCCCUGUUCCUGCUUCCCCCUUCCCAGCACGCUCAGACGCCUGCUCCUCCAGGAACCGGCUCCAAUCCUCCGUGUGCCGCCACCUGCAGUCCCAGUCCCGGACCAGCAGAAACCAGGACUCUUGGCUUUCGAUCUCCACCCACCCACCCAAAAAAGGCACACCCCCACGAGCCUCUCCCACCCAGAGGAGCCUCGGCUUCCCCUUGUUCUGCUGGCCUGACUUGUACACCCAUCUCCCAGGAGGUGGAAAUCCAAGAACAGCAAGUCAGCCCCCCCUCCCCUCCCCACCGCCGACCGUGGGUCCGAUUGACCCCACUCCUCCUCCCAAGCCCCCUUGCUCUAACCUCCUGGUAGCUGCGCACCCCAGAGCCCCCAAACUGUCCAAAGGACCCAGGCGUCCCGAUUCCCUCCCACCUUGGUCCUAGACCCCCCUAAAAAGCCAAACAAAAUUGGGAAUAGACACCACCACCCCUGCUAUGACCUAUGCUAUCAGACUCCGUGGAAGGGGUGGGACCUAGAAGUCCAUCCCAGAGACCCUUCUUUUGACAUCCAGUCUGCUAGAUCCCCUUCGCCUAAGGAACCCAGGCGUCCUAGCUCAGCCAGCGCCCCCCACCCACCCAAAAAGAAACCACCCCGGCCCUCCCGUGCCCCUCUCACCUCUCGCGGGGCGCUUCCAUCCACCAGGCGCCUCCUCGCCGGAGAAUCUAUGGGGUGGGGGGAAGCGGGAGGGCGCCGCCGCUCUCUCGCCUCGGGAUGGGGGGCGGGCAGGCAGGCAGGCGAUCACAGCCCGCGCGCUUUCCCCGGCGGGAGCGGGGAGCAGGGGAGGCGGAGGAGAGGGGUCCCGGCUGGGCUCCGUCACCCCCGAAAGCGGCCGCGGCUGGGCGGGGGGCGCGGCGCCGACUUCGCCAUUGCUAGCGCAGCGCGGGGCUGGGAUCUCAUUGUCUCGAGGCUGGGGCGGGGAGGGGGCGGGGCUCCGGGACGCCCCGCCCCUCCCGAGGGGUUAAAAGCAAGCGCCGACUCCCCCACCCCCGCCAGUUCUUCCCCACCUUCCAGCUCCAGCUCUUUGCUCCCGGUGGACUCGAUCCAAAAAGUGGGCAAUAUUGAUAAUCGUUAGAUGGAGUGGAACUGAGAUGGGGGGGGGGCGGAGUAGGGCGUGGAGAAUUCUUUUGUCACACUAGGAUCCUUCUUAGAGACCCUUGUGGUUUAAUGUGUAUAUUACCCCUUCCCUUGGAGCCACACCCUCUUUCCGUGCUUAAUGAAGUUUUUAUCGCCUGCCUUUCUGCUUAGAAAUGGGAUGUUAGGCGUCCUUUUCGUGGGACGCAGCGAGCCUUCCAGUUGCACAGAAUUAUUUCAUCUUGCAGAAUUUAUAUACCGCUCUGAGCUGCGCGCAGGCAGGGAUUUCCACCCCUGUUCGACCCUGUCACCUCAGGAUCCCUGAUUAUGUAACAACUAGCUGAGAUUUGUCGGUAGGUUGGGGAAAAUGCACUUUGCACAUGCUUCUAUGAGUCUUUAUCGUGUCAGGUCUUCUGGGCUUGGCAUGGAAAACAAAUGGCAGUGCUGAGCUGUGUGUCCCUGACUUGGGGGGGGGGGAAUUGGUCCCUUGGGAUAAGGAUAUUAUGAUGUGUUUAGGAUUGUUAAGGGGAGAGAGAGCUGCUCUCUUACCUUGGGAGGUUAGUGUUUUUAGGAUGUUGGAAUUUGGGGGGGGGGGUGUUUCUGGAAAGUUGCUGCUUUCUGAUGCUUCCAGCUGUAACAUAUAAAGUCCUAAACAGACUGGAGCAAAAGGUUUCUAAAGGACCUCCUUUAAGCGUUAGCAUCUCAGCUCUCAAAGUAUCCCACACCAAACUCACCUGGCACCUUUGCUAUUAUUACCUUUUAGUUGUCAGGCAAUCCAUUAGUACAGUGGUACCUCGGGUUACAUACGCUUCAGGUUACAGACUCCGCUAACCCAGAAAUAGUGCUUCAGGUUAAGAACUUUGCUUCAGGAUGAGAACAGAAAUCGUGCUCUGGCGGCGUGGCAGCAGCAGGAGGCCCCAUUAGCUAAAGUGGUGCUUCAGGUUAAGAACAGUUUCAGGUUAAGAACGGACCUCCGGAACGAAUUAAGUACUUUGGAGUUAAAGAGCUCUUUCACCCUCUCCUCCAUCGGGUCCUCCUGCCUUUGUGGCUCCAGGACCGAGGCCCAAAUAUCUCACCUCCCAGGGGCAACCAUGUCACAUAGCUACACUACCACGUAAUGAGCUGAAUGGGGCUUGGUCUGCAGCUUGAAAACUGCAGCGCAGGCAAGGUUGGAUAGCCAGAAGGAGAAACCGAGGUAUGUUGAUACGAUUCUCAGGGGUGCUUAAACACACUUAACUUCAGCACACACGCUAUAGGCACACAGAUAAUGUUUUGCUAGUAAGGGUCUUCAUCACUCACCUCCACAGGAAAGGACAUGUUUCUCCGUUCUCACAGUAAACGUAUUUCCAGUUUGAGAAUGGGACACCAGCAUGGGCCAAUAUCGGCCUAUCUUUCUCCCUUUGGAAAGGCCUCCACAAGGCUUUAUAGGCAGACUUAGAAGUCUGGAAUAAAACCACAUUGUGAGAACUGAAGUCUUGAGAUUCUUUUGCAAUGAACAUGCUGGGUGAAAUGUUCUCCCAGUGGGAAUGCCGUGCCCUUGUCGCCUGGCCUAAAUGUGGGCCAGAGGCGAAUAUCGAAAUGUCUGUGAGGGUGGGAAGUGGAAUGUGGUGAACUGACUACGGAGGACAAUAUUUACCACAGUUCAUGGAGAAUAUCGGCACUGCCAUUUUCCGCAUGGAUAAAUGAGGGACGCUGGUGGAUAAAUGAGGGACGUGGGUGGCACUGUGGGUUGAACCACAGAGCCUAGGACUUGCCGAUCAGAUGGUCGGCGGUCUGAAUCCCCGCGACUGGGUGAGCUCCCGUUGCUCGGUCCCUGCUCCUGCCCACCUAGCAAUUCGAAAGCACGUCAAAUUGCAAGUAGAUAAAUAGGUACCACUCCGGCGGGAAGGUAAACUGUGUUUCCGUGCACUGCUCAUGUCUUGCUGCUUAGACAUGCUGGCCACAUGACCCGGAAGCUGUACGCAGGCUCCAUCGGCCAAUAAAGUGAGAUGAGCGCCACAACCCCAGAGUCAGCCACAACUGGACCUAAUGGUCAGGGGUCCCUUUACCUUAACAUUUUAAAUAAACAUGAUGGGCAUCAUCAGUGUGUUUCCUAGUAGAAGGAAUUGCAGCCGUUAGUGAUGCCAGAUGACUUGUAUUUUUGAGCAUCCAUCCAUCCUGAUUGGCUUGAAUGGCGUUUACCCGUCUUCCUGUUUCUCCAACUUAGGUCCCUAGCAGUUGUUGGACUACAUCAUCCCUGACCACUGGUCCUGCUAAUCUAGGGAUGAUGGGAGUUGGAGUCCAACAGCAGCUAGGGACCCAAGUUGGAGAUACACUGCAUUGCUUUUCAGUGCAUUUCCCUGCUACUUUCCUAACUGCAAAAGUCCAUUUUUUAAGGAAAAAGAAAAGGCGGAGUCCUCGUGCAAAAGCCUUUCUGCCCACUUUGAUUGCACAAACCUAAAGUUGAAUCCUGACAAUCUGCAGGUGACCUCUGUGGUGUCUUAAGGUGCUUCACAUCAGUCAUCCGUUUCUCUAUUGCUCUUAUCCAGAGAACAACAUGGCGUCCCAAAAACGUGAGCAUGAUACCCAGGUCCUCUGCCAAGCUCAUCUCUGUGGAAACCAAGGUGACAAGGUGACACUUCUGCGCUUGUGGGGCUCCUCACAUUCUGUGGAUCAGAACAUGUGUGGGCUUAGCUCCCGGAGACAGGCAGGAAGGAGGGAACGUACUUAUCAGUCAGCUUGUGUUUUACUGUUUAUGUUAUCAGAGUGUCUGUUCAAGCCAUCUGUGUGUUUUCAGAUUUCCCACCAGCCCCCCUUUUUGUGGGUGUAAUGUGUCUAUGUGUCGUCUUCAGGCUCGGCUCUCUUCUGCAAGAUGGGCUUGUGCCUCUGUAUUGUGUAACUACCAGCUGGUUGUGCCUUUCCUUCUUCCUUUAUUUUGUGUAGCCGGUUGUCUCGGUGAACUUAUGCAUGCUAGAACAUUGUGCCCAGUUUGAUUCCCUGAGCUCCCGUGUUUUGUCUUACUGGGGGUAACUUGCAAGGAUCUGAACAAGAGCUGUGUUUGUGAUGUUGGCUUGUUAAUUGCUUGCCCACAGGUCUGGAGAUGGAAUCUAAAGCAUGGGCAAGCGUGGGUCAGAAAUACCAUAACUACACACACAUACAAACACACACGAGGUGCCUUUUUGCUUGCUGUUUCUGCCACCUCAGUUCCCGUUGCCAAAGAGGCACGCUCCACUGCGCUUUAAAAGACGCUUGCCUUUUUAGCUGUGGAAAGUGCUCCAGCAAAAUGGGUGCCAGUCAGGUCAGUAAUAAUUGACAGGGCGUCAGCGAAGUUAACUCUUUAUUCAAAGAAACAAAACAGCUCAGGCCUAGUGAGCACAGCAGCUCUUCCCAGUAGAUCUUGCCCCAAUGAGGCAGUUGCCAGGACUGAAUGUCCCCACCUUCCCACCGACCCUUAAGUCUUCUCCUCCCUUGGUUCCUUCCCAAGCAUUCUGAGACUCUUUCGUCUUGUCUGUCUUUGCUCCACCCUCUUCAUGCCUCUUUGGGUUCUGAGAGACCAGGGGAAAUGGAAGCUGCCGAUCACAGGAGGAGAAAACAUCUGAGCCGAACUCAUCUCUGUCUCUUGGCCCUCCUCCUUUCCAGCCUCCUCUUCUGCCUCUUGUUCUAGACUGCUCUCUGGCACAGCCUCUUCCUGCUCACUAAACCCUGUUACCUUUUCAGCUUCUGACACCUCCUCCUCCCGGUCUUAUCCCACUCUUCCUCUGACCACUUUCUGUCACACACCCAGCAUGCAUCCCUGCCUCUUUGAUGGAUCUUGGCCUUCCUAUUUUAUCACUUGUGCUCCAAGGGCUGUGCUGGGAUGCAUCUGUGGCUUUUGUACAGCUCAGUUCUGAGUUUCUGUAUAGAAACUGCACAACUAUGCUUGAGUAGCAAUUUUUCCAGAAAAAAGAGAAGCCAGAGCUCUCUUGCUGUCUUGGAAUGGCAACGGGCGCCCACCUGAGAGGUUCCCGAGCUGAACUCCGGCUGUAAAAAUAAAUUUUAAAAGCCCUGGGGAUGUCUGUCUGUCUUGCUGGAGUGUUUGCAUUGCAUUUCCAAAGUUUUCCUUGUGUCAGCGUAGACUUGCAGCCGUUAACUCAGAGAACUUCAGGAAUUUGCAGCAGGUUGCAUAUAAAUGGCCACAAGACAGACAAUGUUUACUGUUGGUGGUUAAACAAUGAAAAAGCAGACAACCUUGAGGCACAUGGUGCAUUCCUGUGCAGAAAGGCCAAAGCUGUAUAGAUUGCGUUCAUAAAAAUUGCCAGCAGGGCUGACACAGUGAAGAGGCCAAAGGCCAUGUAGACCAUGGGUAGGCAAACUAAGGCCCGGGGGCCGGAUCUGGCCCAAUCGCCUUCUAAAUCUGGCCUGCGGAUAUUCUGGGAAUCAGCGUGUUUUUCCAUGAGUAGAAUGUGUCCUUUUAUUUAAAAUGCAUCUGAAAUAUACUCGGAGUCGAGUGUGGAUUUCAUGCUUUUUAUUCAGCUCAUAGUAGUGAGGAAUGAAAGUUCCCCCAAAUUAUCUGCUAUAUAUACAUUAUUUACACAAUGGGUCGCACGUGAUUGGCUAAUUCUGGGAUUCUCCUGUAGGCCAAUCAGGUUGCGGAUUAACUUCCACCUGGAGCUGGAUUGGGUGGCUCCUGUGGACCAAUCAUACUGCUGCAUUGCUCUAGGACCAACCAGGGUGCUGCAUUCUGAAUCCUAUUGAACUCAGUACAUAACAGCAUCUCUGGGUUUUUUGUGGAGCCUGCCUGGUGUUUUCACAUGAGUAGAAUGUGUGCUUUUAUUUAAAAUGCAUCUCUGGGUUAUUUGUGGGGUAUAGGAAUUCAUUAUUUUUUCCCCCCAAAAUAUAGUCCGGCCCACCACAAGGUCUGAGGCACAGUGGACUGGCCCCCUGCUGAAAAAAGUUUGCUGACCCCUGGUGUAGACAUUAUCCAAUUAAAGCACAUGAUUGUUUUCACCCAAGGAAUCAUGGGAACUGUAGUUUAUCAUAGUCCUAUGGCUAGGUCAGGAUGGCAUGGGGAUGAGGGACCAACUCCCUUCUCUUGCGGGGGCCCAAUUAGUGCCAUUGCCUUCCGUUAAGAGUUUGGGUGUAAUCCUUGACGCCUCCCUUUCCAUGGAGGCGCAGGUUACAGCAACAGCCAAGGCGACAUUUUUCCACCUUCGCCGCAUCAAGCAGUUGGUCCCUUACCUUUCCCGCCCCAACCUGGCCACAGUGAUCCAUGCAACAGUCACCUCCAGGCUUGGCUACUGUAAUUCGCUCUAUGCAGGACUGCCCUUGAACCUGUCCCAGAAACUCCAGCGGGUGCAGAAUGCUGCAGCGAGGCUCCUCACGGGGUCUCUGCCAUGGGAGCAUAUUCACCCAGUGCUUUUCCAGCUGCACUGGCUCCUGGUGGAGUACAGGGUCAGAUUUAAGGUGCUGCUUUUGACCUUUAAAGCCCUUCACGGCCUAGGACCCUCGUACCUACGGGACCGCCUCUCCCGGUAUGCCCCACGGAGAGCCUCAAGGUCCAUAAAUAGCAACACCCUAGUGGUCCUGGGCCCUAAGGAAGUUAGAUUAGUUUCAGCCAGAGCCAGGGCCUUUUCAACACUGGCUCCAGCCUGGUGGAACGCUCUGUCUCAUGAGACCAGGGCCCUGCAGGAUCUGAUUUCUUUCUGCAGGGCCUGUAAGACAGAGUUGUUCCGCCUGGCCUUUGGCUUGGAGCCAAUUUGAUUCCCUCCCUCCCUCUCUUUCUUUUUUCUUUCCCUUCUCCUCCUGCGAUGAGGCUACAUUUUAAUAUUUUAAUGUUUCAAUAUUUUAAUGUUGUAUUUAAAUUUUGUUUUUAAGUUGUAAUCAUUCAACUUGUUUUUAUUAUUGCUUGUAAGCCGCUCUGAGCCCGGCCUUGGCUGGGGAGGGAGGGGUAUAAAUAAAAAAUAUUAUUAUUAUUAUUAUUUAUUCAUUUAUACCCAGGAUUUUUUUGGUGGGGGGAAGGAACACGCUUUGAAUAUACACAGCCUCGUUCGCCACUGUUCAGAGGGUGGGAUAAGAUCUAAUGAGUUUAAGCUACGUGAGGGUAGAUUUAGGUGGAACACCAAACAAACUUCUUGAUGGUGAGAGGAGUUCAACAAUGAAACAGACAGUGGGCAGCCAUCUUUUAUGGGAGCUCUGGGUCUGGAUUUCCAGCUUCAAGCUGGGGUGUGGACCAGCUGGCCUGCAAGUCGUCCUGCAAGUCUAAGAUACGAAGUGAUUUCCGCACGAGAUUGCGGCAGCCAUUUUGGGUGCCAUGAUCUCACCCGCUCUCAUGCUUCACUAUCGCCCUGAAAAAAUCACUUUUUUGGGGCGGGACUGCAAUCUUGUGUGGCACCCCAAAACACACAUUUUGGGAGCCAUACAAGAAUUCACCCCUUCCAAAAGUGCUUUUCAGGGGGUGAGAGCGAGGCGCAGGUCACAUGACACAGUUUUGAGUCCUAAAACGUUGUAUGGUGUGGCUAUCCCAUUCUCCCCAGAAUGGCCGUGCCUCAUGUCUGAGGAGGUUGGAUUCUGCUUAUUGUAAUGGCGCGAAUGCAGCUUUUUAUCCUCUUCACCUUGUUCCUAAUUUCUAAUUAGUAGCAAAAGCAACGUACAUUGUGCAAAGGUGUGCAAAAUUGCCUCAGUUUACACCAUUUUAAAACGUCUUUUCCACACAUGCACACACCCUCAGUGCAGAAUUCUGGGAUUUGUUCGUUUUAUAGAGAAAAAACAGGAUCCGAGCACUCCCUUUGGGUACAGUUUGUGCCUCAGGCUCUUACACCAUAAAUCUGCCUGAGGGAAAGCUGUUUCCAUUUGCAGCUUGGCCAUGAUCCAAGGCAAGAGGUAGACACACUUAAGCCUGUUGAAAUAAUUGAAUUCUGUUUUGUGUUCGCUGAUUGAGGCAUGUGUUUCCAAAUUGCUCCAGCGUGUUUGUGUGUGUGAGAGAGAGAGAGAGAGGGAGAAAUGCUUUGUAAUUGUCGCUCUGUUGUGGGUCUUGCAUGUGUGAAUAACAUUGCUCUCCUAAAUCUCAGCAUGUGCUAAGUCUUCUUUUCCUCUUUCCUCUUGAGAGGUACUUUGCAUUGGUGGUCUUAAUAAGUCCACAUGUGUUCACCAGCUCAGUCCUGCAAAUCCUUGCCCCUUUGUGUUGUCGUUUACAGGCAAACGCAUAUUUCCUGAGGUAGCAGAGAGUUCGAGAAGAGAAGUUGCCGGACUUCAGCUUUCAUCGCUCCUUGCCUAAUGGGGAGGGAUAAUGGGUUUUGUAGUCAAACAACACCAACACAGAGUUGAGGGCGGGAAUCCACUGCAGUUUGCAUUUAAAGGCAAACCUACCCAGUUCACACUUUCUGAAACAAUAUGUGAACCGUAACACCACCAUUUAAAAAUGCAGUCAUACCUCGGGUUACAGCCGCUUCAGGUUGCAUUUUUUUCGGGUUGCGGACCGCCAAAACCCAGAAGUACUGGAACGGGUUACUUCCGGGUUUUGGCGGUUGCGCAUGCGCAGAAGCGCUAAAUCGCACUUUGCGCAUGUGCAGAAGUACCAGAUCACAACCCGCGCGUGCGCGGACGCAGGUUGCGAAUGCUGCAGGUUGUGAACGUGCAUCCCACACGGAUCGCGUUCGCAAGCUGAGCAUCCACUGUGUUAACGGAAAAAUCCGAGGGCUCCCUUGGACAAAAACAAAGACACCAACCAGGAUAACUUGGAGCAAAACAGCAGCCUGUAGGCUUGGCCUUUAUUGAUCUGUUGCAACAGGGUGCUCCCCUCACCUGCAGGAGAGAGGAGGGACCCAGAAAAAUGGUGUGCAAGGCCUUAUAAAGACUUUUGAAAUUGCCACCCUGUAGAUCAAGACCACCCCCAGAAACAUCAUACAUACAUCACAGAAGGGGUGUAACCUAAGACCACCCCUCAGAUACAUCUCACCUACAUCACAGAAAGGAGGGGUUGAGGGAGGAGUUGUGGUGGUAACCUGAGUGUCCUGUCACCUGGCUGGUUCCCCCUUUCCCCCUCCCCAUGAGUACUUUCCAGGUGACAGAGGAGAGUUUGCAGUUUCCUGCCCCCAGAGGGAAGAGCUGAUUAUUGUCCUUUGUUCCAGUCCGUGCUGAAUCCACUCCUGUAUGCAAGUUCUUUGUGAUCUUGAUGGUCUUCUGUCCAGGACCAUCAAGGUUGGCAUAGCAACUGGGCAGGGCUCCUGUGUAUGUGCUGGUAUGCUCAAGGGAUUAUGGCUGCCCUGUAUCAAACCUUCCCCAUUUUGUAGUCCUUCCUUCAUGGAGUAAAAUAAAAGUGGAACAGUGCAAAUCCGAUGUAUGGUUGAUUUUCUAUGAAUUUAUAACAGAAGCGUAGCGUAUGUACCGUGUGAGUGUGUGAAGUUUGUACAAACUGAAUUAUUGGGGGGGGGGGUUCCUGCGACAACUGUAAAAAUAAAAAAAUCCACGCUCCCCUGAAUUUUACAAUGCAGUUCUCCAGCCAAGUAACAUGUACAAAAACACAAGCGCUAGGGUAAAGAUGCACAUAUUAUUGAAAAUAGUGUACCCCAAAAUGUGUUCUUUAUGGGGAAAUUUCUCCUUGUGGCUGUUUAAAGGCAAUGAUAGUACUUCAAAUACAUGGUUUGGGUGGGGUCUUGCUUCAACACUGGUGACAGGAUAGUGCCCUGCACUGUACUUGAGGCAGCUGGCAAGAUUGUGGGGUUCAGGAAAGACCCUUUGGCAACAGGUAGGAAUGGCAAAGGGGGCCUUUGGAGGAGCAGCCAGGAGCUGCUGUUGCUACCGCCCAUCAUCAUCUGCUGCCUGAGGCAGUUGCUUCACUGUGCCUAACAGUAGGGCCAGCCCUGACACAGAGACACAGACAAGGGGACCAAAAAACAACAGGAGGCUCUGUGUUUUGAGCUAAGAGGGGAAAGACACCAUGUGAUCCACGGCAAAAGAAAGAUCAGUUGAGAGAGAAAGCGAGAGCACAGGAAGACAACAAUAUGUGUCGCUGUUCUUUUUUGCCUGCUGCUAAUAAAAAUCCUUACAGAACCUUGUGCAUGGCACAGCAUGUGGAUUUGGGAGGGUCUUUAUUUACUUCCAAGUUCCUAGUCCUCAUUGCAAAGCACUGAGGGUGGUGUCAGGGCAAAGGCUGAAGUAUUCAUGCUCCCCGGCUGUAUUCCCCUACUCGUCCUCACCUAGCUUAUCCCCACCUCUCUUCCUUUAAAAAACUUUUUUGCUGAUGGGGGGGACGGACCCCUGCAGAAACCCAAGCUAGACAAAGGAGAUCAGAUAGGGUGGAUGUUCUGAAACAGGCCCCCUUUUUUUUAUUCACUCUUGAGGACUUAAGUACCGAGACAGAAAAAGAUCAGAGUCGCACACAGCUUGGACUUUCAGUUAAAAUGCAACAUUGGUCCGUAUUGUGACUGUAAUUCUAGUAUGAUUGCAGAGUGUGAUGUUGCUCUAUCCUUUAUUCUCUGUGGUGGCCACUCUUAGUUACUGGAAGUUAAGAGUAACAACCAACUCAAUUUAACAGGAGCAAGUUGGUGCUGAACCUUGUAGACAGGCGCUGUCAAUUAACUGUGUGCCAUCAUGGAAUAAGUCAGGGUGGAGAUCUUAUAGCCUGGAGGGCCAAAUCUGCUGGAUUCCACGCACCCCACACACAAGGAGGACUGUGAAGGAACCAAUCACGCCUGUUAUCAGCCAACUGGAAAGUGUGGAUUUUGUUGACUGUUGCCUGAUACGUUCCCCCUCCCGGGCAGAAAGCUGUCCAGUGCUGAACAGCCUCCCCCAUGAGGAAGGGCAGCUUUAAAAGUACAGAUCAAUCUGUGUCUUCAAAAGCUCUCCUGUAGCAGAAGAGGUCCUUUUCUAGGUGUGUGUGGGCCCAAUUGAUUUCCCACCCCUCUGUGCCAAUAACUCCUAUUAGGAAAAGAAAAAGUUCCCUGCCCCUGCUUUUGGUGGAUGUAUAACAGCAGAGAUCAUGCCGUGUGAAACUUAAGGGUUAAAUCUAUUGUCAUUAAAGUGAGCUAGCCAGGCAGGGUGGACGUGUUAUGUAGCAACCAGGCAAAGUAGCAUGAUCUUACCUGAGGCAGCAUGUGCCCUGAUUGGCUGUGUAGUCCUGAGGGAGUUUUCCCUUUGUUCCAGUUCAUAAAUUUAUUGUUCUAGCUGAAAGUCAUGACAAACUUGUAUUAAGCAAUGCUUUUGAAUUAUGGUGCUGGAGGAGACUCUUGAGAGUCCCAUGGACUGCAAGAAGGUCAAACCUAUCAAUUCUUAAGGAAAUCAGCCCUGAGUGCUCACUGGAAGGACAGAUCCUGAAGCUGAGCCUCCAAUACUUAGGCCACCUCAUGAGAAGAGAAGACUCCCUGGAAAAGACCCUGAUGUUGGGAAAGAUGGAGGGCACAAGGAGAAGGGGACGACAGAGGAGGAGAUGGUUAGACACUGUUCUCGAAGCUACCAGCAUGAGUUUGACCAAACUGCGGGAGGCAGUGGAAGACAGGAGUGCCUGGCGUGCUCUGGUCCAUGGGGUCACGAAGAGUCGGACACGACUAAACGACUAAACAGCAACAACAAUUAAUAAACUAAUAACAAAGCAUACAUCCAUAAUAUUAAAAAGUCUGCAAAGACUUUGCCGGGUUCCUGAGCAUUAAAACACAGUUUCCCUUGUGCAUCUCUGACAGUUCUGAUUGCUUUAUAUAUUUGUUUGAAUGUUUUCCUGCUCAGCUAUACACUGUUUUGCUUCUGUUUCCUCCAUAAAGUGUUAUCGAGGUUUUGUCUCUGGACUCUGCAUUCUUUAAGUGACUUUGCUAAUAGCCUUAAGUACUGCUUCCAAGCUCCUCCCCUUCCUCUCUUUCCUGUGACAAGAAACCCUGCCGCAGGCCUGCAUUUAGUGCCCUGCUAGGGAGCUGUGCUACAGUCAUAAACUUGUUUAUGGUACCACUACGCAUGAUGCCUGACUCAGUAAGCAGGACAGCACUGUGCUGUAUCCCCUUGGGUGCUGCAAGGAACAGUUUAUAACAUCAGCAGAACUGAAGUGUGUGUUUAUUUGUUGAUUUUCGUAAUUUACAGCCCUCCCUCCGUAUGUAGACCUCAGGGGCAGGUUUCUCGUAACAUCAAACACAAGCAAUGGGAUUUUAAAAUCAGUUAGGAGAGAAAACCACGAAAAGUUAUGACAAAAGCAUUUGCUUAAAUCAUACUGCAGAACGACACACAAGUUGCGGUGUAUUGAUUACUUUUUUAAAAAAAAUAUUAUUUGAUUUUACAAAUACGAAAUUAUAACAGUCCAAUUACAUAUCCAUAUAUAAAGAUUACUCUGAAUCUCGUGACUUCCCCCCAUCCCCUCCAUGGGGUCCUAUUCUAAACAUUCAAAACAUUUACAACUGCAUAUUCUUCCACAUCAAUCCAUAUUGUCCACAGUAUUUGUUACCUUACAAGUGGAAUUAAAAUCCUGCUAAUGUUUCCAUCUGCUUACAGUGGUCUCCUAGAUAAUGUAUGAAUUUCCCUCCUUCUUUCGUAAAGUUUUUGUCCUCUUGGUUCCUGAGUUUUCCAGUCAGCUUUGCCAUUUUGGCAAACUUAGCUCGCCAUUCCUCUCUGUUAGGGACUUUGUCUUCUUUCCAUCUCUGGGACUAGUGUUUAUGAGGUAAAAGCUGCAGGAUACCAAGUGUCCCAACAGGAGUUGCUCUGGAAAAAGGAUGCUUCCAAAUCGCUUUCCUCAACAAGAGCUCAAAUGCUAAAUCAGGGACAGGGGACCAGAUUUCGCUGGGCUACAGACACAAUCAUCCCUGGCCAUCGUUAUUCUGGAGUGAAUGUUGACUUCCAUCUGUCUCAAGAGACUAUGGAAGGGCGUGCCUUUGUGAGUGAAGUCAAGCUCUUGGACAGUUGCAUCGCCUGCUGUGGCUGUAAGGACUGAUGUGGGAGAGACAUGUUUUGUGGCAGCUGGGGUAGAUGAAGGCGUCCAGUUGUGCUGCUGCAGAUGCACCAAGGCGUAUCUUCUCUCUGUGCUCCUCCCAGCAGUCCUUCCUCCUUUGGUCACUGCUGUGGAUGCACAACCUGACUGUCUGUCUCCAGGCACUGCAGUUACCUGGAAAGGAUUCCCAGACAGCAGGGCUGAUGUUGCCAGCCUUCAUGCCCCGUUUGCAGACGUCUUUGUAACACAGAGUUGGUCUGCCGAUGGGCCUGGUGCUUGAAGCCAGCUCCUCGUACAACACAUCCUUGGGGAGCCUGCCGUCUUCCAUUCUGUGGGCAUGACCAAGCCAGUGUAGACAUUGGUUGCUGAGACAGGAGUGUGGACAUGCUGGGAAUGACAUCUUUGUUUGAAAUUCUUUUCCUGACUCAGCACAUCUGGAAGGCAUUGAGGCAUCGCUCCUAGCAGUUGUCUUCUUCUUCUUCUUUGGUGAUCGCUCGUAGCCGAGUAAGAUUAUCUUCCAUAAACAUGGUUUUAACAAUGAGUCCGUAAGUGACUGUGGAGGCCAAUUCUGGAUCCACACAUCCUUCCACAGUGGGGACAUUGGUUUCCAGGCGGGAGUUGAUCACGGUGUGGAUUUGCCAAGCAUGCCUUCCUCUUAGCACAUUUCUUCCUUGCAUCCUGAGUUCGAGUGUCUUCAAAGCCCAUGACACUUUUGGUAAAGGCUGUUCUCCAAAUGGAGUGCUCGCAGGUCAGAGUUUCCCAGUUGUCGGUGUUCAUACUACAUAUUUUAAAAAUUUGCCUUACUCUUUCCAUUUUUAAGUUUGGAAUAGAGUAGUUGCUUUGGAAGACGAUCAUCAGGCAUCCACACAACAUGACCAGUCCAUCGAAGUUGAUGCUGAAGAAUCAUUGCUUUGACACUGAUGAUCUUUGAUUCUUCUAGUACACUGACAUUGGUUUGCCUGUCUUCCCAAGUGAUGUGUAAAAAUUUUUGGAGACAUCAUUGAUGGAAUCUUUCGAGGAGUUGGAGAUGGUGUUUAUAAGUGGUCCAGUUUCACAAGCAUACAGUAAGGUUGGUAGGACAAUAGCUUUGUAAACAAGCAUUUUGGUUUUCCUGCGAACAUCCUGGUCCUCAAACACUCUGCACUUCAAUUGGGAGAAAGCUGCACUUGCAGCAUGCUCAGGACACAAGCUUGGUAGACCUUCACCUUGGUAUCAGACCUUAGCUUCACAGGGGCCUGGGGCCUGAAGCCAGCACAUCCUUGGGGAUUCUGCCAUCUUCCAUUUUGUGGCCGUGACCACAUAGAACAUUAAAAAAACAGAAAGCAUUAGAUUAGGGAAAGUAAGGUAAAGGUAAAAGGACCCCUGACCGUUAGGUCCAGUCGUGACCGACUCUGGGGUUGGGGCACUCAUUUUGCUUUACUGGCCGAGGGAGCCGGCGUACAGCUGGUCAUGUGGCCAGCAUGACUGAGCCGCUUCUGGCGAACCAGAGCAGUGUACGGAAACACCGUUUACCUUCCCGCCAGAGUGGUACCUAUUUAUCUACUUGCACUUUGACGUGUUUUCAAACUGCUAGGUUGGCAGGAGCUGGGACCGAGCAACGGGAGCUCACCCCAUCACGGGGAUUCGAACCGCCCACCUUCUGAUCAGCAAGCCCUAGGGUCUGUGGUUUAACCUUUUGCCAAAUUGCAUGCAAAACCGUGUGUAUUCGGAGAAAUUCACACUAAAACGCUGGAAGGUUUUUAUGAGGACUUUUUUUAAAAAAGUGCAAAUUGGUGCGGAAAUGGGAAGAGCUGGUUUGAAAAAAGGGAAACCUUAAUUGACACACAAACACACACACAUAUAGUAAGCCAUCUCUGCUGAGUGGGGCCUGGGACUUCUGCCCCAGAGUCCUGCCCUGAGAGCACAGCUGAUUCAAAUAUGCUGAUGGCCACAGCCUUAAGUUAUACAGACUGGGGGGGGGGGUGAGAUGUCAUCAUCUUCUCCUGCUCAACUGGCUCUUGCUGUUUUCCAUAGCAGGGGUCAGACAGCCACUUGCCUGCAGGUCAGAUCGUCAGGGAGCCCUACAGAAGCUUUGCUCUCUCUUGGGAAGCAUUCGGCUCCAUGCUCUUGCUUGAAUUAUUCAGAACCUUUGGCCCGGGGUGUCCGUUUUAGCUGCGCCUCUGUUUAUCUGCUUGGGGUUUAAUGUCUCCCCCCCCCUCCAUAUUAAUGCUUUCUGAGCUUCUCAUGACUGUGAUCAAAAAUCACUGGAAUAAUAAAAAUUCAAAAUGUGUUGGGUUUCUUUUCUUCUUUAUUAUUGUAACUCACUCUACGUGGGGCUGCCCUUGAGACUGACCCAGAAACUCUAGCGGGUGCAGAAUACCGCGGCGAGGCUCCUUACAGGGUCCUCGCCAUGGGAUCACGUUCACCCGGUGCUAUACCAGCUGCACUGGCUCCCGGUGGAGUACAGGAUCAGGUUGAAGGUGCUGGUUUUAACAUUUAAAGCCCUAUACGGCCUAGGACCCUCGUACCUACGGGACCGCCUCUCCUGGUAUGUCCCACGGAGGACCUUACGGUCUUCAAACCAAAACAUCUUGGAGAUCCCGGGCCACAGGGAGGUUAGGCUGGCCUCAACCAGAGCCAGGGCUUUUUCGGCUGUGGCCCCGAUCUGGUGGAACACUCUGUCACAAGAGACUAGGGCCCUGCGGGACUUGACAUCUUUCCGCAGGGCCUGCAAGACAGAGCUGUUCCACCAGGCCUUUGGCCAAGGCACAGUCUGACCCCCUCCUUCUGUAAUCCUCAUAGAACUCUAGCCCAAUGGUUGCCAUUAAUUUGAUUCUGAAUUGAUUUUAGAAUGUAUUUCAAUUAAUUGACUGUGAUUUUAUGUAAACUGUGCUGUUUUUACUGUUGUUAGCCGCUCUAAGCCUGGCUUUGGCUGGGGAGGGCAAGAUAUAAAUAAAAUUUAAAAAAUAUUAUUAUUAUUAUCAUCAUCAUCAUCAUCAUCCUCAUUUUAUUUAUUUAAAGAAAGCCUCAGAGCAGCAACAUACCGACAGCAGCAGGAUUAAAACAUUUGCAGCAGGGAACCUGUGGCCCUCUAGAUGUUGUUGGAUGAUGACCCCUGAGACAUCAACUGUGCUGGCUGGGUGUGAUGGCCUGGGACUCGGACUCGGAACCAGAGGAGUCUCAGUCUGGAUCCUUUGCCUCAGGCAUCAUCUGAACCAAGUCUGGGGCCUGAUCCUGAAGAGUCCCAGUCUGCAACAAGCACCAGCUGGGCCGAGUCAGGGGCCUGAGCCUGCCCUGGCUCCAGAUGCGGGGAUUACCUCGUUGCCUUCAGCUGGGCCAUCGCUUACAGCUGCUCCACUACCAGUUGGGUCAGGGGAGGCUGAGGUGGCCUCUGGGUCUAGUAACCCACCAACGUCUCCCCAGCAGCAGAGACUAAGGUCUGAGGGAAGGAGAGACCUGAGUACUCGCAGGAGGAGUGCUCGCCUUCGGGCAAAACAGGGAGGUGAGUCGCUGGGGGAUCAGGACCGGCCAUUACCCCGACAAAGAUAAAAGGCUGUCAGACCCCGCCCCAGGUUGCAGGAGCAACAUUGCUGUAUGCCUGAGAUCCUGUACCUGUCCUUGCCUGGUCUCCUGCCUCGUGUCCUGCCUUGGCCCUGUCGGACUGACUCCGGAUUCUGGUCCGGUCCUGGACCGCUUUUCAUGGGUUACCCCCGGGCCCAGCACACUGGGGCAGGUGGCUGCUGGCAGUCCAGCAACCCCUAUAGGUUGAAGAGGCUUUGAGCCAUAGAAUCAUGAACUCACAGAAUUGUAGAGUUGAAAGGGACCUUGAGGGUCAUCUAGUCCAACCCCCUGCAAUGCAGGAAUCUCAACUAGAUCAUGGCUGACAGGUGGCUACCCAACCUCUGCUUAAAAACCUCCAAGGAAGGAGAGUCCACAGCUCUUACUGCCGGAAAGUUCUUUCUGAGGUUUAGUUGGAAUCUCCUUUCCUGUAACUUGAAGCCAUGGGUUCGAAUCCUACCCUCCAGAGCAGGAGAAAACAAGAUAACAAACUUUUUAUAGAAGAAUGGAAAUGGCUUAUUGAAUAUUUACAGAUAAAUUGCAAACAGAUAAAAACAUUGGCAGGAUUAUUGUAAUGACCUGCAGUUUCAUAAGGGUAUAUAUUUAAAGUAGAUAACUAAAUGAGCAAAUGAAUUUGGAUAUGCAGAAGAUAUUAAAAAAAUAAAUUCAAGGAACUGCAGAAAGAGGGGGAUAGGAAGUCCAACUUUGUAAUGUUAAAUUGACUGUAGAACUAAUAAAAUGUGUAAACUUGAAAAGUUUGUUUGUUGCAGCAGCCCUACUGCCUCCCAAGGUAAGGUGCUGGCCUCAUGUUUACUUCUGGCAAGUCUCUGUUAGGCCUCUGUUAGGCUGGGGGCAUCCUUUUGCCAGGCCCCUGUGGUGCAGUGUGAGGACGCACCUCUCUUUGGGGCAGGGGGGGUGGCUCAGACACCAGGGGUGGCAGCAGUGGCUGCCUGGAGGACUCCCAAGGAGAGGGGAGGGGAGAGGAGGAGGAGGAGGAGGAGGAGGAGGAGGAGGAGGAGAAGAAGAAGAAGAAGAAGAAGAAGAAGAAGAAGAAGAAGAAGAAGAAGAGUAGUAGUAGUAGUAGUAGUAGUAGUAGUAGUAGUAGUAGUUUGGAUUUGAUAUCCCGCUUUAUCACUACCCUAAGGAGUUUCAAGGGAUGCGGGUGGCGCUGUGGGUUAAACCACAGAGCCUAGGACUUGCCGAUCAGAAGGUCGGCAGUUCAAAUCCCCGCAAUGGGGUGAGCUCCCAUUGCUCGGUCCCUGCUCCUGCCAACCUAGCAGUUCGAAAGCAUGUCAAAGUGCAAGUAGAUAAAUAGGUACCGCUCUGGCGGGAAGGUAAACGGCGUUUCCGUGCGCUGCUCUGGUUCGCCAGAAGCGGUUUAUUCAUGCUGGCCACAUGACCCGGAAGCUGUACGCCAGCUCCCUCGGCCAGUAAAGCGAGAUGAGGGCCGCAACCCCAGAGUUGGUCACGACUGGACCUAAUGGUCAGGGGUCCCUUUACCUUUACGGAGUUUCAAAGCGGCUAACAAUCUCCUUUCCCUUCCUCCCCCACAACAAACACUCUGUGAGGUGAGUGGGGCUGUGAGACUUCAGAGAAGUGUGACUGGCCAAAGGUCACCCAGCAGCUGCAUGUGGAGGAGUGGGGAAGUGAACCCGGUUCACCAGAUUACGAGACUACCGCUCUUAACCACUACACCACACUGGCCCUCAGGAGGCUGAGGGAACACCCCACAAGGGAGGGUGUUCGAAAAAGGGUGAGAGGCUGCCGGCUCUGCAGGCAAGGGGUGAGAAGACUGGGCUCCUGAGCCCCACAGAAGUGCCGCAGAAAGGAUGCCGUUGCUCAGGGGAGCCGUGGACUGGAUAAGGUCCAAAACCUUUGCCGCUUCCAUUGUUCUGCCUCAUGCCAGAGGGCAAAGACCAUUUGAGGAGGGCUUCCAUAGAUGCUCGAGGGUGCGUCUAGAUCUGCGUAGGAGCAGGCGGUUUUUCAGAUACAGUGGUACCUCGGGUUAAGAAUUCCGGAGGUCCGUUCUUAACCUGAAACUGUUCUUAACCUGAGGUACCACUUUAGCUAAUGGGGCCUCCCCCUGCUGCCGCCGCGCAAUUUCUGUUCUCAUCCUGAAGCAAAGUUCUUAACUCGAGGUACUAUUUCUGGGUUAGCGGAGUCUGUAACCUGAAGCGUCUGUAACCUGAAGCGUCUGUAACCCGAGGUACAGAGGUAUCUGAAGAAGUCUGUCCUCCGAUCGUGCCCCACUUCAUUCUUUGGUGGGCUGUUCUGGACCUGGCUGUCUUGAAAUGUAUAGCUGAACUAAGUGACAGCGCGGAGUCUGCAAAGGAAGCCUGUAGGUUGAACAGGGAGCAAAAGGUUUGUCCAGAUAGCAUCCGUUAUCAAAGACGCCAUUUCAGGAGGGCUUCGGCGGGGGCCGGGGUGGGGAAUAGCACUUCCGCAGCCCCCCAACCUCAUGUUAGACCACCAUGUGAUGUUUCCACAGGGCCACGUGUCUUCUCAGCUGGCUGGCUGAUUCCAUACACUGAGUGCCUGUUGUUAUAAACAGUGAAACGGGCCUCUUUCAAGUCGCUAGGCCUGCCAAAGGCAUAAAUCCUGAGAGAGGGAGAGAGGCUACGUGACCUGCAUUGGUAACAUUGCUGAGGUUGUAAUGAGAUUUUAGAAAGCAACCCAAAGUAGCGGUUCCUUUGGAGAAGGACUGCAAAAAGGUCCUGUGUCCGAUCCCCGGCUUUUCCAGUAUAAAAAGGACCUCAGCAGCAAAGAGGAGCAGCUCCUCAGGUCCUUGUUUCGCAGGCAGGAUUCAAUCCCCUAUUGGUGAAUUCAGGCCACGCAAUUAAAGUGGAUUUGGCGCUCUCGUGCAACAAACCCACUCCCCUCCUCCCCGAAGGAAAUCUGACUUUUUUGCUGCAAAGGAAGAGGUGGGGAAAGGCACCCAAACUGUGGCAUAACUGUUUUAUUGACUUAGCUUUAUUUAAGUGAACAUUUUCCCGAGGGGUUUAGCAGUCAAUCCCUUUUCCCAGGGAACUCUGGGAAUUGUUAGGUCUCUGAGGUGAACAGUGUGUGUGGGGAAAGUACCCUAACAACUCUCACCCCCCUUAACAAACUACCUUUCCCAGGAUGCUUUGGGGGAAGCUGUGUCUGUUUGAAAUGGUGCGAUGCUGUUUUCAAUGUAUAGUGCAGAUGGGGACCAAUGCUUCUUGCUCGCCUUGAGGGAAAAAAGCAUGGCAUGCGUCGUGCGUAGAAAGAAAUCUCUGAAGGUGAGCAGUGGAAAUGCAGCCUACACCUGUUGCUCCGCCCACUUGUUAACUCUGGCCCCGCCCACUAAUCGCAUGUGGCCCGUGGAAAGUUCCGGAAGGGGGCCAUCGGACCGAUAAAAAAUCCGCACCCGUGCUUAAAAAAAUUGCUGAGGAUUUGGAGACCCUUUGCCUUUUAGCUUAAUCCGUUCUGAAUCCAGAAAUUUCGGGUGCUUGGUCAAAUGCCCUGGGUUUAGCUAGGGGCAGGGGUGGAAGGGGGACGGAGAAUUAACUGCCUCGCUCUUCUGCGUUUGUUCCAGGGGCCGCAAUUCUCCCGUUACGGGGUGCUUGCGGCCCCAGCAUGAUUUGGCUGAGCCAGAGGCUGCUGUUGUUGACGCUCGCUUUCGCUGACGUCUUGCCUGCCUCGCCCCGGAGGCUCGGAGCCAAGUCAAUUAGGCCUGUUAAUCCCAAAUCCCUGGAGAUUUGGAUCAGGAGCGCAAGCAGUCAUUGAAUCUGGCACACGAGCGCCGUGCAGCUGAAGGCCCUCAUUUCCAACCUGCCGUAGCGCCUUCUCUAUCCAGCUUCAAGGGGUAACGGGAUUAAAGGGGCUAUUCUUAACCAUCGUCUUUCGGCCCCGAGUUCGAUUUCUGAAACUUACACACUCUGCGGUUUCCUCUGAUGGCAGACAGCUUACCUGGGCCUCAUCAGAACCAGGCAGAGCCACACCUACAUCUAGUUAGUUUCAGCCUUCAACGCCUCAGGGAGCGCUUUUUUUUCACAUCGAUUUGCCUGCCAAGGAACCGCCUUCGAAAUGCUCCAGGGUCUUCUGAGAUGUGGGCACCUCCCGGCAGCCUGUUUAUUCAGCAUCCAUCAUAAUUUGCUUGUGCAGUGGUUACACUACGUAAAUCCCGUUGUAUACUGUUUUAGACCAGAGUAUUUAAAAGACUGGAUGCGGGUGACGCUGUGGGUUAAACCACAGAGCCUAGGGCUUGCCGAUCAGAAGGUCGGCGGUUCGAAUCCCCGCGACGGGGUGAGCUCCCGUUGCUCGGUCCCUGCUCCUGCCAACCUAGCAGUUCAAAAGCAUGAAGUGCAAGUAGAUAAAUAGGUACUGCUCCGGCGAGAAGGUAAACGGCGUUUCCGUGCGCUGCUCUGGUUCACCAGAAGCGGCUUAGUCAUGCUGGCCACAUGACCCGGAAGCUCCCUCGGCCAAUAAAGCGAGAUGAGUGCCGCAACCCCAGAGUCUGUCAUGACUGGACCUAUUGUUCAGGGGUCCCUUUACCUUUACCUAUUUAAAAGACUGCCUUCUAGUCCAGCCUUUGAGGUGAUCAGUACAGGUCAGGACCACAAAACCUCCAAGACCACAUCUCCCUAUACAAACCAUCCUGGACCCUGUGAUCAUAAUCGCAGUCCUUUCUUCAUGUGCCUUCUCCACAUAAGGUCCGGAGGGUGGCGAAAGCAGAGCGGGACUUUUCUGUGGUGGCUCCCCAUUUGUGGAAUGCUCUCCCCAGGGAGUCUUUGUGACAUACAGUGGCACCUCUGGUUACGAACGCUUCAUGUUACAAACGCUUUGGGUUACAAACUCCGCUAACCCGGAAGUAGCUGCUCCUGAUUGCAAACUUUGCCCCAGGAUGCAAACAGAAAUCACACGCCGGAGGCACAUGCGCAGCAGGAAACCCCAUUAGCUAAAGUGGUACCUCAGGUUAAAAACAGUUUCAGCUUAAGAACGGACCUCCGGAAUGAAUUAAGUUCGUAACCAGAGGUACCACUGUAUCGUUAGGCGCCAGGCAAAAACAUACCGCUUCAACCAGGCCUUUGGCUGAUUAUAUACAACAGUUUUUUAAAUGUGUUUGUUGGAGAGGGAGUUGUUGUUUUGUUGUUUCUUUUUUAAGUAUUUAUUUAUGCUUUUAUCUUGUAUAUCUUCUGAACCGCCCUGAGAUCUUUUGAUGAAGGAUGGUAUGGUAUAAUAAUAAUAAAACAACAGCAACAAUUUACUUAUUUAUUUAUACCCCGCCCAUCUGGUUGGGUUUCCCUAGCCACUCUGGGCGGCUUCCAGCAAAAUAUUAAAAUACAAUAAUUCAUCAAAUAUUAAAAGCUUCCCUAAACAAGAUUGCCUUCAGAUGUCUUCUAAAAGUCAGAUAGUUGUUUAUUUCCUUGGCUUCUGAUGGAAGGGUGUUCCAUAGAGUGGGCGCCACUACCAAGAAGGCCCUCUGCCUGGUUCCCUGUAACCUCACUUCUUGCAGUGAGGGAACCGCCAGAAGGCCCUCGGCGUUGGACCUCAGUGUCCGGGUGAACAAUGGGGGUGGAGCACCAGUGUUAUCAGGUUUCUGUGUUGCCUCCAUGAGGACUAGUAACUUGGCUACUCUUUGGGGGGGGGCUUUAAAGGUCAGCAGCAACACUGAAUUGUGCCCUCGAAACAUACUGGGAAGAAGAAGAAGAAGAAGACGACGUUCUGAGUCCUUCACCUCAGUGUGAUACAUACUGAUGCAAAACAAGCCUUAAGAGGAACGGCUGAAGGAGCUGGGUAUAUUUAGCCUGGAAAAGAGAAGACUGAGAGGAGAUAUAAUAGCCAUCUUCAAAUCAUCUGAAAGGAAUGUCACAUGGAAGAUGGAGCAAGCUUGUUUUCUCUGCUCUGGAGGGUAAGGCCCGAAUGUCAGGAGUUCAGCCUACACUCGAGUAGGACCCUGGCAGAGACACAUGCCCAACUGGCAUGUUCUCUCCCUCCUGGUCGAUCGUUCGGGAGCUUCAAAAGCUUUCUUUUGCCCAAACAUCAAAGCGACCGAUGCCAACAGACACUGGCACACUUAGGGAUCCGCAGAGUUCGCGCAACUUGCAUAACAGACCUCAGCAACUCAUCAUUUUGGCUAAUCUAGUUUAUUUACAUAUAAACACACACGGAGCACUGCAACAUGGCUCCCUCUCUCUCUAGUAUCACACAGCAAAGAGAAAAUGAACAAUAGUCCCACUUCACGGAACACAGUAACACAAACAUCCUGUCUCCGUCACUUCCCACUCUGUGGAGUCAAAACAUACACUGUCAUGUGAUAGACAAAAAUCCCAUGACUGCAAUCAUGGAGCAGGAAUUCUAACACCAAACCAAUGGCUUCAAGUUGCAGAAAAUGAGAUUCUAUACCAAAAAACUUUCUGGCAGUGAGAGCUGUUUGACAGUGGAACGGUCUCCCUCGGGAGGCUGUGGACUCUCCUUCCUUGGAGGUUGUAAAGCAGAGAUUGGAUGGCCACCUGUCAUGGAUGCUUUAGGAUUCUCAGAAUUCCUGCAUUUCAGGGGGUUGGACUAGAUGACCCUUGGUUCCCUUCCAGCUCUUAAAAUUCUAUGAUUCUAUUAUUCAAGGACCUUCUUGAUAGAAACACCCUGGAUGGCUUCAAGAGGAUGGCUGAACACUUACUUGUUACUUCUGAGUUAUUUACUUCUUCCUACUUAUUUGCCGGUGAACACGCAUAGGAUUUCACUUUUAAAAUUUUAACAGAAACAAGCUAACUUAAAAAGGGAGCAGGCUGUUUUUCAAGCAGAGUGUUUGCCAUUACGAAGGAAACUCUGAGGAAAUGGGAGUUUCCAAGGAAGCCUGAGGUUCUUGCCAUCGUUUGAAAAGCACUGUCCUCCUCAAUUUCUGCCUUUCCAGCCUCUUCUAAGCCCGGAUGUUAAAUUAAUGUUAAUCACAUGAAGAAGGCUGCUCAUUAGUGGGGUGGAAAACUUUAAAAGGGACCCUGUGCCUAGCCCAUUCAGGCAGUGCAAGAGCCAGAGGGACAGGAUAAGGCAAAAGAUGAAGGCUGUGUUUUUGGUCAGCUGCGCAACCCUCCUUCUCCUUCCAUCAGGUAAGUGGAAGUUAACUGGCAGGCCUCACCCAAUCCUAUACCCUCUUACUUCUGAGUAGCAGUAGGGGAGGAAUUAGACUCCGCUCACAUUUAAAGGUGGCUCCACCUUAAUCCACGCUUCCCAAAACAAUUUGUAAACCAAAUCAAAGCCACCCUUCAAAAUUUGGGCCUUUCUGAAUUUUGCAAUGCACUUUUCCAGCACAGUAAUUUGAGGGCACAAGAAGAAGGGGACGACAGAGGACGAGAUGGUUGGACAGUGUUCUCAAAGCUACAAACAUGAGUCUGACCAAACUGCGGGAGGCAGUGGAAGACCGGAGUGCCUGGCGUGCUCUAGUCCAUGGGGUCAAGAAGAGUCGGAGAUGACUAAACGACUAAACAACAACAAUAUGUUCAAAAAUGCACAUUAUCCGGGAGGGGGGGUUGCUUUUAAAUGCAUAUAUUUGUGAAAAUAGCAUGCAAAGAUGCAUAACGUUAGGAAAAAGGGACCCGCGGAAAUGUGUACGUUGGGCAAAAAAAAUCAUACACGUAUGCAUACAUUAGGAUAAAUUUGUUCUGAGAUGCUGAUGGAUUUUCAUGGAAAUCACAAAGCGACAUCGAGACCUGGGGAACUUAAAGCCUGGAAGGAUGAGAAAUAAACUGAAAAGGAGAGGUUUGCCCUUCCCUGAUUCCCAGCAAACAAGUGUGGGAUUAUACUGUGAGCAACUAAUUUGGAGCAGAGGACCAGGGAGACCCUGGGAUUUUAGGAUAGCUGAAUGCAAAUAUAAAGAAAAUACUUGGGAAUGCAUUCCUGACAACAUACGGAUGGAUUGAUGUUUCAGGCUUACUGAGUUGAAAAAGAAUUAUUCUCUUUACGCUUGGCUAGCUGAUGGCUUUUGUGAUGGUUCCCUGAUUGCUUCACUGAAUGUUCAUGUGUUGUGGGUUGUAUAUAAUUUCUGUUGUCUACUGGUUUCGCUCUUAGGUUUGCUGUAACCCAGUGUAUAAGUGUACAUGCACAAGUUUUUAUUGAUUCUUUGCCUGUUUUUUUUUUUAAAAAUGGAAAGUCUUGAUAAACUGUUCACUUUAAAAAAAAACAAAAACAUUUUAUAUUAUCUUAUAUUGGUUUAGCUCCUGUGGUGCUAAACAGGCAGACAGGCAUAAAUGUAGUCAGUAAAGUUUUCCCAGAGCAGAGCUGGAACAGAGUGGAAAAUUGGGAAGCCUAGCAAAUAGAUAUAUGUGGGGAUGAAGAAUGCCUAAUCAACAUUUGGGAACACGGAGGACUGUGAUUGAAACUGUGGACCUCCUCAGCCAUAAGGCAAAAACAGUGCAAAAAUAACAACUCUUUGUACACAAUGCUGUCAACAUACAGGGGCUUUACACUUUAAGAAAGAGGGCAGAUCCCUGCCCCAAGGAGCUUACAAUCAAGUUGGCACAAGGGAGGCCAUAACAGGAGGAAAGGGGCAGAGCCAUAGCUGAGAGACAGAAAAUCUGCCUUUCAUGGAGAAUGCCAGACCCUCCAAGUGACCCGAUUUUCUAGGGACAGCCCUGGAUUUACAGAAGCCGCCCUGGUUUCUGAUUUUAUCCUGGAAUGUCCUGCUUUUCCUUAGGACGGCCUGAUUUUCAUCAGAGAAAUGUUGGAGGAUAUGGAGUUAUGUGACCCGCUGAGCCAAGGAAAUAAGUAAUGACACAACCUUCAGAUGACAUAGGGAAGCUUUGUUUAUUGUUUAAUGUUUCAUUGUUUUGAUAUAUGUUGGAAGCCACCCAGAGCGACUGGAGCAACCCAGUCAGAUGGACAGGGCGUUAAUAAUAAUAAUACCUCAGUUGUCGAACAUAAUCAGUUCCGGAAGACCGUUCGACUGAACAUUCGACAACCAAGGCGCAAAGGGCGGUUGGCGAAGUCAACGGGGAAAAUGGGGGGGGACGACACAGCGGAAGGCAUUCGACUUCUGAAAAGCGUUCAAAAAUGGAAGCAAUUACUUCCGGAUUUUCGGCAUUCGAAAACUGAAAUGUUUGGCUUCUGAGAUGCUCGUUACAUACGCUUCAGGUUACAGACUCCGCUAACCCAGAAAUAGUACCUCGAGUUAAGAACUUUGCUUCAGGAUGAGAACAGAAAUCGUGCAGUGGCAGCGGGAGGCCCCAUUAGCUAAAGUGGUGCUUCAGGUUAAGAACAGUUUCAGGUUAAGAACGGACCUCCGGAACGAAUUAAGUACUUAACCCGAGGUACCACUGUAAUGGAAUAGGAUGUCUCUAUUUUCAUCGAGGAAUUGUUGGAGAGUAUGGUAGGUUCCAAGUUCUGUCCUCAAAGGGAGACUACAGCGUGAAACAGAUGAAUUGCAAUUCAUCAAGAAGUUCUGAAUGAAAAUAAUGGGCGUUUAUCCAAUGCAGGAUGUCAUUUUCUAUCGCCACUGCUUUGUGACUGAUGAUCGCUGCAAUUGUGUUUGCGUUUUAAAUGCAAUUCUCACAGUCUGCUUUCCUGCGUUUCCAUUUCCUUCCAGCCUCACUGCUACCCGUUCUCUCUCUCUCUCUCUCUCUCUCUCUCUCUCUGCACUCAUGUGUAUGCAAAAGAUACCUGUCAAUUUAGGAAUAACAUUCCACACAGCUGAUGAAGCGGACCCCAAUGCACGCCACAAUAAAUGCGUUCGUCCUCAAGAUGCCACAAGAUAAUUGGGCAGCACCCUCAGCAAUACACGGUAGGGCCAAGGGGGCUUUGGCCCGGGAUUGUUGGCCUGAGAAUUUAAGCGUGUCUCCUAUACACGUAUAAGGGAUGUGGGUGGCGCAGUGGGUUAAACCACAGAGCCUAGGACUUGCCGAUCAGUAGGUCGGCGGUUUCGAAUCCCCGCGAUGGGGUGAGCUCCCGUUGUUCAGUCCCUGCUCCUGGCAACCUAGCUGUUCGAAAGCACGUCAAAGUGCAAGUAGAUAAAUAGGUACCACUCCAGCGGGAAGGUAAACGGCGUUUCCGUGCGCUGCUCUGGUUCGCUUAGUCAUGCUGGCCACAUGACCUGGAAGCUGUAUGCCAGCUCCCUUGGCCAAUAAAGCGAGAUGAGCGCCACAACCCCAGAGUCGGUCACGACUGGACCAAAUGGUCAGGGGUCCCUUUACCUUUACCUAUACACGUCCCUCUUGUUUGCCUACAAAAUGUGAGUUGGGGGUAUAGAAUUUCAGCUGAUGCACUUUCUCCCAGUGCCGCAACAUCAUUCCGAUGGGAAAAGCAGCACAGUCUUAACUUCUCUCUCUUACAUGCAACUAUUCAAGGCGCUGACCUAUAAUCUGCCAAUCCUCUGCAUGGAAAAGGAAAAGUCACAUGCAGGACUAAGAGGGGGAAGGACUUUGGGAGAAGGAGGGAAGAGCUUGCAGUCCCCACCCAGGACACCCCAAAGUUGAAGACUGCUAGGCUGUGAUCCUUCUGCAAUAAGGCUCUUUUCAUUGAGUUAUCGAAGUAAGAUGUUCUGGAAUAAAGCAACAGCUGUUCAGCAUAAUAAGGGAGUUCCUUUACAGUGAGAAGCAUCUGGCAGAGCUAGAGGCCUGCUUGCCCACGGGGAAAUAAUCAUAUCCUGAGAUUAAUGGGAUUUGGAGGAAUAUGUUUCCCCCUUGUGGAAGUAAGGAGCACUAACAGCAGCUGUGUUGUGGUAACCCGAUUACUGCUGUCAUGAAUAGUCAAACUAUGCUCGUGUUGCAUGCAUUUAAUUGAAUCGUCAUAAACUGUGCCACGUGGGUCAAUAUCCAAACCCAAUAUUUUAUUCAAGUUGGCACCGCUGAAAAAGUGGGUUCUUAUAAAUAUCUUUAUUAAAUUUUCUGUUUUACAAUUUAGAAUACUCACUUAAACAUCCUUAAAAUAUCAAUUUCCCUUCUUCUCUUUCCAUGGUUCAUUUUGCAUAUCUUAAAUCCCUGCAUAUUUUACAAAAGCUAAACCAUUCAGUAUUCCAUCAUUGCAUCCAUCAAAACUUAUUUACACUGUUGGUUUUAUCUUAAUGCUGCCAACAUUUUCGGGUGUACACAAUUUCCCCGUGUAUAUUCAAUAAACAUUUUCCAGUCUCUUCUAAACGUAUGUUCUUCUUGUUCUCUAAUUCUUUAUGUUAAGUCUGCAAGCUGCGCAUAUUCCGUCAGUUUAAGUUGCCAUUCUUUAGUUGGGGCCUCACUCAUUUUCCAUUUUUGGGCUCACAAAACAUGGGCCGCAGUAGUAGCAUAUAACCUUAUGCUAACUUUUGCCUGGCUGAGACGGAUGGGAGCUGUAGUCCAAAAUACAUGGAAGCUCAAACUCAUGACCCUGACAUUAAGAGUCUCAUGUUCAACCAACUGAGCUAUCCCUGUUUCAUUGAAUUGUGAAAUUGCUUUGUGAUACAGUGGUACCUUUAAGAACUUAAUUCGUUCCGGAGGUCCGUUCUUAACCUGAAACCGUUCUUAACCUGAGGUACCACUUUAGCUAAUGGGGCCUCCUGCUGCUGCCGCACAAUUUCUGUUCUCUUCCUGAGGUAAAGUUCUUAACCUGAGGUACUAUUUCUGGGUUAGCGGAGUCUGUAACCUGAAGCGUCUGUAACCUGAAGCACCUGUAACACAAGUUACCACUGUACUUCAUAAGAGGCAGUUCAUGAAUGAAAUUUUUUAGUAUUAUUGGCUACCAUUUUUUCUACGCCUGGAAUAUUUGGCCUCCGGAUACUGUUGGACUCCAAUUCCCAUCAGCCCCAGGCAGCUUGGGCAAUGGGCAGGAGUGACAGGAGUUGUAGUCCAACAUCUGCAGGAGGCAAGAAGUUGCCCACCCCUGGUCCGCACCACUGUGCCAACUAAGAGCUGUGAUUUUCAGGACUUUGUGCCUUAAGGCCACCUUUGUUCUUUGCCUUCAGGAUCCGCCUUGCGAUGCUACACUUGCCUGUUCCCUACCAUCUCCCCGCUGGACUGCCUGAAGUUCCCCACACCGUGCGGCCCGUCUCAGAGAUGCCUCACGUCCGUCAUCAGAGGGCACAGAGGUUCUGCUGCCAGAUUUCUAGCGAUCGCUUUGGCCAAUAGUGUUGACGUUUUGAUCCUGCUUUUGUCAAGGCCAGAGAACGAAAUCCUGGGAACGCGGGAGGAAGCGAGGAGGGAAUGUUUUCAGAGAUGGACAGGGAGCAGCUACCACUCUCUCUAGAAGCAAACUCAAAAUAUUUAGUGCUAAUAGAAAUGGGAGACAAAAACAGGCCCAGUAAGAAACAAAGGGGAAAGCGCCCACACACUGGGGGAACCUGGAUUUUAUUUUGUUUUAUUAUUUCUUAGAUUUAUGUACCACCUUUGAAGGAAGUGGUUUAUCCACUGGGCUUGUCCAUUAUGCUCAGGAGUGUAAUGGUACCCUGGAUCCCGACUGCCUUGGUACUCGGACGUUUUGGCUCCUGAAUGACGCAAACCCGGAAGUGAGUGUUGCGGUUUGCAAACGUUCUUUGGAACCCAAACGUCCGACGGGGCUUCCGCAGCUUCUGAUUGGCUGCAGGAGCUUCCUGCAGCCAAUCAGAAACCAUGCUUUGGUUUUCGAACGUUUUGGAAGUCGGACGGACUUCCAGAACGGAUUCCGUUCGACUUCCAAGGUACGACUGUAAUGGACUUCUGAGUGUCAGCUAGGAAGAGGAAAAGAGCAGAGUGAAUGCUGUCCUUCAUCUUCUCCCCUAUUCGCUUAUAAUAUUGCAAUGGAGAGUGUGGCCGGCUGGCACCCUGAGCUCAGGUUUCAGGGUGAGGCUACGCUGCCACAUUUUAUUACAGAUCCCACUUCUCUUAGGUUCCAAAGCCAGCUUCUCUGUUGUUUACGCUAAAAGCAGAUUCAGCCAAUGAAGCUGGCUGGGGAAACGGGGGCCAGUCGCUCUCUCUCAGCCUCCGCUACCUCACAGGGUUUUUGAGAGGAUGAAAUGGGAAAGGGGGAGAACUCUGUACACCACCUUUAACUCCCUGCGGGAAAGUUGGGUUAUAAAUGCAAUACUGUUAAUAGGUAAACAGUGUUUCUGUGCUCUCUGGUUUCCGUCACGGUGUCCCGUUGCACCAGAAGUGGUUCAGUCCUGCAGGCCACAUGACCCAGAAAGCUGUCUGUGGACAAACGCCGGCUCCCUCGGCCUGAAAAGUGAGAUGAGUGCUUCAACCCCAUAGUUGCCUUUGACUGGACUUAACCGUCCAGGGGUCCUUUACCUUUACCUUUUUUUACUGUUAGUAACAAUUCCUGUUUGCAGUUGGUAUACUCCUGCUGCUCCAGACGAGGGAAAGCAGCACCCAAAGUUAUCAUGCAGAAUGUUCCAGGUUCAAAUCCCUGGCAACUCCAAGUUAGGGUUGGGAAUGUCCCUGUGUGAAUCCCUGGAGAGUCGCUGCCAGUUAGACAAUAUUGAGCAAGAUGGACCCAAGGAUCUGACUCGGUAUAACUCAGCUUCCUGAGAUGGCAUCUUCCUUUUCUCAUGCAACGUGGCCCAGACCAUGGAAAACUGUGGAGAUUCCUGGUGGAACACAGAGUACCGUAUUUUUCGAUCUAUAGGACGUACCCGACCAUAGGACGCACAUUGUUUUAGAGGGGGAGAACAAGAAAAAAAGAUUCUCCCCCUCUCUGCUCAGCGCCCCUUCAGCGAAGCGGCAGGAGAAACGGAGCCCCUUACAUUUCUCCUCCCGCUUCGCUGUAGGGGCGCCGCGCAGCUCUCCCUCUCUGCUGAAGCCAGGGGAGUCUUGCUCUCCCGGCUUCAGCAAAAGGAACCUGAAGCCUUCGGAGCGCAGCGCAAUGUCCCGCUGCGCUCCCAAGGCUUCAGGUGGCUAUCCAUGAAGACUGGAGAGUGAGAGGGGUCGGUGUGCACCGACCCCUCGCUCUCCAGGCUUCAAUGAAAGCAACGCGUAGCCUCCGGAGCGCGGACGCAGCGCUCCCUCUGCGCUUUGGAGGCUUCGUGUUGCUAUCGCUGAAGCCAAGGAGCCUGCAUUCGCUCCAUAGGACGCACACACAUUACCCCUUAAUUUCUGGAGGGAAAAGUGCGUCCUAUAGAGCGAAAAAUACGGUCAUUUUCCUGCAAUUGUAAUGUACUGGAGGGUUUCAAAUCGUAAUUUUAUAGACUCCCCAUAGAGCGACUGAACAAAGCUCACAGGCCACAGUUGGGAAACGCCUGAUUUCAGACGUUCACUUUCCAAGUCUAUGAAAAGGAAGAAAUGGGUGCAUGUGGGAUCCCCCCUGAUCUUCUGUUUACUCUCAUCCCUGAUCUCUUUUCCUCAGGUGCACUGGAACUGGUUAUCUAUGAGAAGACCUGUGGGGAUUCUUCGAUGUGUGGGGCCCACGGCACCCGGUCCAUGCUGGGAACCAAUUUCACCUUUUAUUCUUCCUGCUGCGACACUGACCUGUGCAACUCAGCUGCCAGGGGGCCGAGCCUUUUCUGGGGGCAAGCCGCACUGAUCCCCCUGUCAGUCAUCCUGGUCAACCUCCAAUGAGAGCCAACCCCCAAAGCAGCCAUGCCCCAGGGUGUGAGACGGCUCAGGUCCAGUCACCUCAUAUUGCUGCUUUCUCUCGGCCCCCGAUAACCAAAAUGCUCUGGAAGAAGUCUAAAUAACAAUGUUCCUGGUUUCACGUCGCUUUUUUCAUCUCUUUCUUUGGGUUAUCUCCUUAACCGCAAUUUGCGCACGGAAAUUUAUUUUAAACCACCCCCCUCCCCAAAAUGUACACACAACUGUUUCAAACUAUCUGAUACCACAGUUGGCUUUACAUUAGAAAGAAGAGGGGGAAAAUUUGGUAGGAUGGUAGAAACAGAGGGACACAAGCCUCUCCUCUUUCUUUGCCUUUUCUAUGCUUUCAAAAUUCAGAGUGUAAGCUGCUUGGGGCAGAGCCCUGUUUGUUUGUUGAAGCCUUCCUUACCACAUGAUUUGGAUUAAUUCCCAUGGGAGUUGAAUGACAGAAUUGUAGAGUCCAACCCCCUACGAGGGAGGAAUCUCAAAAGCAUCCAAAUCUAAACCGCUUUGAUGUCGUCGUCCCCUUACAAUCAAGUGGUAUAUAUAAGCU
This is a messenger RNA of Podarcis lilfordi (Lilford's wall lizard), 31856 nucleotides long. NCBI's taxonomy places the organism in Eukaryota, Metazoa, Chordata, Lepidosauria, Squamata, Lacertidae. The record is from the annotation of a GenBank genome assembly.